Molecule: messenger RNA, 1594 nt
Organism: Trametes versicolor FP-101664 SS1
Lineage: Eukaryota; Fungi; Basidiomycota; Agaricomycetes; Polyporales; Polyporaceae
Exons: 3
Coding region: 74-1423 (449 amino acids)
Source: RefSeq, a predicted model, not a curated record
CUCAUUCGUUGACCUCCUUCCGCCAACCACUACUAGCUCGCGCCGGUCGCUCAUAUACCCAGCCAUACGCAGGAUGUCAUCGGAUAUAGUGACCGUUGACGACCUCAGCGAGUCGCCUCCGUUUGAAUACUCCGACGUUGCGUUCGAACCAAUCCCAAUUCCGGGCGACCCCGCCAUAUGGGACGGAUAUGUUCAUGUAGCACGGGAGCAAGGUCUAUCGGCGACAUUGCAAUUCACAGGUUCACAAAUCUCCGUCUUCGGUCGCGUCGACCCACCACAGAAUGGCGCAGAGCCUCCCCUCUCGCUAUACAGUGUCGGAGACACAAAGCUCCAAGCCUUCAUCCCCGAUGUCGUCAACGCGUCCGUGGACAAUGUCGCGUUCUUCAACUCGAGCAUCAUGCCUUACGGCGUGUACACGCUCACCAUCAAUGUCGCCCGCGCAAGCGCCGACUCUCCAUUUUACCUCGAUUACGUCCAGUAUAACACCACCGACCCCAGUGCUGCAUCCGCCGAAACUACCUCUGCAAGUAUCAGUUCUACUAGCUCUACCGCAGAAGCGACGACGAGUGCGCCCGCACCUGCGAAUCUAGCGUCAUCAUCCUCUACCCCGGUCGGGCCUAUAGUGGGCGGCGUGGUCGCAGGUGUAGUGGCUAUCUCGGCAGUCAUCAUCGCGUUCUUAUGCUAUCGCAUGCGGAGACGAAGACCUGGAGCCAGAGCGCCUCUUUCGCCCUUGGAAGCCGCAAGUCCUUCGGCUUCACGCAUCACCCCAUACGUCGUCCCCGCACACGCGCGCUCGCAAAGCCGCUUCAGCGAGGGGCAGCUGGCGUCCACCUCCGCACCGUACUCCCCGGGAAUGCGCGAGGUCGCCGGCGCCAGCGCGUACUCGCUCGGCGCGUCCACAUCCGCCGGGGAGACCGCGAAGGGCUACUACCCCGGCUCUGGCAAGGGAGCGCGCGCGUCCCCAGGGCCUCAGAACCGCCAAUACAACACCGCGUCCCCUGGGGCGUCCGCGUACGCCACGAGUAGCAGCGGUGCGGCGUCGUCUUACGGUGGGCCUGGGCCGGCGAGCGCGUUCGGAGGCACCCACUCAAAUACAAACUCGAACUCGCGCGCGCACGCGUCGCCGUCCCCCAUGUCGAGCGUGCAUGACCUGCCGAACUUCGUCGGGCGCGGGGGCGCGGGGCACACGAAGGGCCAGCGCUCGGAGGCGGAGGCGCUGCUCGCGGGGUCUGAGCUGGGUGAGGGUGUUAGUUUGGGGGCGGGUGGGGGCGUGCAGGAGGACUCGGGGGUGCGGUUUGAGCCGGGGGUGACGCCGUCGGACGUGGCGCCGGUGCUGCCGCCUGGCGCGGUGCCGAUACGGUCGGCGGCGACGCGCUCGGAGGUCGCACGCGCGGAUGUGCCGCCGGCGUAUACGUUUGAUUGAGCUUUGUGGUGGGCGCGAGGUGGGAGUAUGUGUUGGUAUGGGACCGUGACUGGUGCCGGGUUCUUGACUUUUACGAUGUAGCCUAAUGUUCAGCUGUCUGGUCCUCUUACUAUAAGUCCUGGUAUGAUGUUCUUAUUACUUGGCUUUUGGUGGCAGUUGAUGUACUCCCCG